UCCGAUUGAUAUCUCUGUUACCUGAGGGAAAUCUUACGAGUGCUACUCCCCGUAUAAAAGCUUCCAGAGGAACAUCUCAUGGGAUUAGUUGUCUAGCAAAUAUCUCAAAAUGAACAAACUUUUUCUGGUGGCCGUAGUGGCUGCGGUUGCCAUCGGUACCAGCCAGGCAUUCGUCCCGGUUUUCCAUCGCUUCCGACGUAGUCCUUCGGUUCGGUGUUGCAACGACGGAUUCGAGGAUUCCAUCAACCACGAGAAGGUGGUCGCCGUGAGACGCACCUGCGCCGAAGAGCUGGGACUGAACGAGAUGUCCGAAGAGGAGCUGGUGAAGAACCGUGAAAAUCUGGUUUGCCUGGUGGAGUGCAUUGCCAAAAAGCACGAACUGGCAGACGAAACCGGUGAUCUGUUGCACGAAGAUCUGGCGAAGGCAGUGAAGGACCAUUUCAGUGUUGCCGAGUGGAAGGUACCGCUGUUAGAUGACUUCAUAAAGCAAUGCUUCGAUCAUGCCGAAGAGGAACACGAGAAGCACCCCACCGAGGAGGGCAAAUGCAACCCGGAGGGAUUCGAAUUUUCCUACUGCCUGUGGAGACACUUUACGCUGGCAUGUCCGGAGGAGCUGCAAGAUGAUUCGGAACGGUGCGAGGCGAUUCGGGGAAAGCUAAAAAGCGACGAAGAUGUGGGCUUUUGGAAUAACGACCUCGAUGAAACCAAGUGAUGCGAUAUGACGGGGGGAGAGCUUUUUAGCGGUUGAGCUGCUCUGGAUGUGCUUGUGUAACGGACCAUAACGCUGAUGUACUUUAUAGCUAGACGGCAUUAUAAAAUGUGAUUGAUUGCUGCUUUAUCAAUAUAAAGAUAUGUUUUGAUCAACA
Messenger RNA from Aedes albopictus (Asian tiger mosquito), 866 nucleotides. RefSeq lists its product as uncharacterized. NCBI's taxonomy places the organism in Eukaryota, Metazoa, Arthropoda, Insecta, Diptera, Culicidae. The transcript has 2 exons. Bases 110 to 712 code for a protein of 200 amino acids. Gene Ontology annotation, molecular function: odorant binding. The record is from RefSeq and is a predicted model, not a curated record.